GCAACAUUUCCCUACCACUGGCAACCUCACAGUCAGAAGAGGAAGAGACAGGAAGAGGGGAGGGCCACACGCGUCUUCUGCUCCUCGUAUCCUCCCACCAGAUCAGAGGAGCAAAGGGGUUUCAUCAUAUAUUGCGUUGGGCUCUCACAGUCACACACAACAUGAAUCCCUCCUCGAAAGGCUAUUCCAUGCCCUCACAAGGUGGUCAGCUGCUGCAAAUCAAACUGCUUCAGAGGGAAAGACACAACCCUCCAGUGGACUACACCAAGAACUACAACCACUUCGCCGGGGCACGCUACGUCAUAGAGUGUGGCAUAAAGCUGAAGGCCAGUGUGUUGACCAUCGCCACGGCUGCCACCUACUACCACAAGUUCUACAAUGUCGCCACGCUGGAGGAGUACGAACCUUACCUCAUCGGCUCCACCUGCAUCUACCUGGCAUCAAAGGUGGAAGACGACGACAUUAAAAUCCGGGAUAUCAUCAAUGUGGGGAUCAGCUGUGUGCGGCGCGGGGAGCCUCCUCUCUCACUGGACCCUUACUUCUCCAUGCGGGACUCCCUCAUCCAGGCUGAGCUGCUGCUGAUGCGUGUGCUGGGGUUCAAGAUGAAGGUGGAUCUGCCCCACAAGUAUAUGUUGCACUACCUUCUGUCCCUCAAGGAGUGGCUUGGUGUGGACUCCUUCAAUGACCUUCCACUAGUGCACUUUUCCUGGACUGUUCUGCAGGAUAUUUACCACUCACCCAUCGUCCUCAGUUACUCCCCUCAGCUGAUCGCCGCCACCGUCAUCCAUCUUGCCCUUCAGGUGUAUGGUAUGACCGUGCCUGGCGACGAUGAAAUUAAUGAGCGGGCCUGGUUCACGGUGCUGCACCCAGACUGCACCUCCAGGGCUGUGUGGGGACUCAUCGCCGAGAUCCUCAUGGUGUACAAAGAGGAGCAGGACCUGGUCAUGGUGUCAGUGUGAUGUGUGUGGUAUCUCGAAAGUGCUUUGUGCAAUGUGAGUGAUUCUUUUUAUGUAUAAGAAGGUAAGGUAGACUAAAAGGUAAGAACAAAUGGUGAAAAUAAAUUGACUGCUAUAUGUUCAUGCAUGUGGUGAGGACAUUGAGAUCACCAAAAGUUUCAUGUACCUGCUAGCGUGGCAUGACAUUGAUUGGUCUUGCCUGGAAGUCACUCAACAGAUUGGCCUGGCCCACGGUGUUAUGGACUCGCUCAACAUGAGUAUUUGGCAUUGUCAGUAUCUGUGCAGGCGGACAAAGAUUUGUAGCUUUUAAGUCGCUUGUGCUCCUUUUCCUACUGUAUGGCUGUGAGACAUGGGGCAAGUUGAUCAAUCCUGCCGGGAGGGGCUUGAGAUGGAGAGGGUAGAUGCGUGGAACCUUGCUCUGGGGGACUGUCAGGGAUGGAGGUGGUUAGUGAGUGAUGUGCCCCCAGGCGUAUGCUCCCCAUUAAUAAGUUAUACAGAUGAAAGAAAGUCAAAAAGAAAAAUCCUGGAAACUGAAGUGCAAAAUAAUCUUCAUUGUUCUUUUAAUUCUUCCAACUUGUGUCAUGCCAUAUCUGCCAUUUUUAUUCUAGGGGAAGUAACAAUUGACAGUGAAAAAUUAGUGCUUUUAAUACUUUAUGUAUGGAGAUGUAUAACUCUUAUUUAAAAUAUACCUUGCUACAAUA
Molecule: messenger RNA, 1657 nt
Organism: Eriocheir sinensis (Chinese mitten crab)
Lineage: Eukaryota; Metazoa; Arthropoda; Malacostraca; Decapoda; Varunidae
Gene: koko
Product: cyclin-Q-like
Exons: 2
Coding region: 162-959 (265 amino acids)
Biological process (GO): regulation of transcription by RNA polymerase II
Cellular component (GO): nucleus
Molecular function (GO): cyclin-dependent protein serine/threonine kinase regulator activity
Source: RefSeq, a predicted model, not a curated record